Messenger RNA from Penicillium antarcticum, 375 nucleotides. RefSeq lists its product as uncharacterized. The record is from RefSeq and is a predicted model, not a curated record. Bases 1 to 375 code for a protein of 124 amino acids. The transcript is spliced from 3 exons. NCBI's taxonomy places the organism in Eukaryota, Fungi, Ascomycota, Eurotiomycetes, Eurotiales, Aspergillaceae.
AUGUCUCCUAGAAUUGUGGUGAUCAAUAGUGUGGAUGCUAUCGUCCCAAAAACCCAAGAAGGUGCCGACAUUUUCACGGAUCUCGUUGGAUCAUCCAAAUCAGCAAAACACCUUAUUGUCGCCGGCGUAUGGCACGUCCAGGAUUUGGACGAACCUACUCCAGGCUGGGAGGCAGAUUGCAGUGAGGUCAAAUACGUUAUCGCAAAUGCAUUGAUUAUAAAGAACGAGGACACCGGCGACGUCAGCACCUUGACUGCAUACUUUGGAUUCCCACUAGAUCUGAAAUGUCGAUCAUUCGCUCAAAAGGUAUCUGUGUUCUUCAUGUUGAGCAGGCUCAGUGCGAAGGCAAAUUUGGAACUGGAGAGGCAUAAGUAG